AUGCCGCGGGUUUUCUGAAGAAAGCAGAUCUAGUCUCAGUAUGGCUUCACCAAACAUUUAUACUGACCUGAACUUCAAAACUCAACCUGUUUCCUCAGGCACUAUCUUGGACUCAUCUUCAGCCCGCCCAAAGAAGACCACCAUUCACAAAAGUAAUCCUGGCUUUCCCACACUGCCUUUUACCUCGUUCGUGUUUUUCCUGCUGUUGGCAGUCUUAUCCUCUGUUUCUCUGAACAUUUUGUUUCAAAUGUAUUCUGAUCUCCUUGAAGAAAAAAAUAGUAUAAAACAACUGAAUCACACAAAAUUGGAUUGUAUAAAAGACCACACAUCCGAGGAAGACAAGGUCUGGGGCUGUUGCCCAAAGGACUGGGAGCCAUUUAGUUCCCACUGCUACUUCAUUCCCACUGAUGCUGCAUCUUGGAGCAAGAGUGAGGAGAAGUGCUCCAGCAUGGGUGCUCAUCUGAUGGUGGUCCACAGCCCGGAAGAACAGGAUUUCAUCACUAAGAUCCUGAUACGUGAUGCUUCGUAUUUUAUCGGGCUUUCAGAUCCAGGUCAUCGUCAGUGGCAAUGGGUUGAUCAGACGCCGUACAAUGAAAGUGCCACGUUCUGGCACCCAGGUGAGCCCAACACUGACCACAAACAAUGUGUUAUCUUAAGUCAUCCUUAUACACGUUCUAGCUGGGGCUGGAAUGACAUCCCUUGCAAUAAUAAACAGAAGUCAGUUUGUCAGAUGAAGAAAAUAUACUUAUGAAAAAGCAUAUAUGGAAAGUCCUUCUUGUGGAAGAGAUGUCCACAAAAUUUUAGGUAGGCAGCCAACAGUUAUACCUAUGAUAAUACUGGUCCUAUAUACUUAUUUAUUCAUUCAUUACUCUUUUAUACAAUGAGAAUUUCCCAUAUACCAGAGACUAUACAGGAUCCCCUGUGUGCAUAUGUGGAAUCGCAUCAGCUUCUCUGUCUAUUCUUAGAUUCCUAGAGUCUUAUUUGAUGAUAGAAUGGUAUGGUGUGGUCCCUCUUCCCAUCUCUCUCUCUCUCUCUUUGUUCUUCUGUUAUUGGAUUUAUUGAUGUAUA
Molecule: messenger RNA, 1068 nt
Organism: Microtus oregoni (creeping vole)
Lineage: Eukaryota; Metazoa; Chordata; Mammalia; Rodentia; Cricetidae
Product: C-type lectin domain family 4 member A-like
Exons: 6
Coding region: 41-751 (236 amino acids)
Source: RefSeq, a predicted model, not a curated record